AUGCAGUCUCAUCUCGCCGCCUGGGACGAAUUAGUGGAACAAGUGAGGAAGGGAGAGCGAGCAGAAGAGGCCGUUGGUCUGCAAGACAAGCAGGAGAACCUGAGCAAGUGUGGCGAGUUCUGGCAGAAGUUGGUUGUGAGGGGAGUAGGAGACACACCACUCUCCUUCCUCCCUCCUGACCUGGGGGACCUACUGGAGAGUGUCACCCCAUCUCCUCAUGAGGAGUUAGUAGUACUACCUCCACAUGUCUGCCUCGACAGUGUGCUGCAGCCUGAGUUUGUGGUUCCCCCAGCAGAGCUGCUAGAGCAGUGCAGGAAGGAGCAGGUGGAAGGCGAGCCAGUGACUGAGAGAGGCAAGAGAAAGAGGGAAGAAUCUGUCGAAGAGCCAAACUUUCCCCUCUCACCCAAUACUGUCAAUGAUGUCAUUGACUUGACACAGGAACAGUAGUUAAUGUAUACACAAUCAAUCGUGACUCAAAGUGAAAAGGAAGAGUGUUGGUUCACUACAUAGUUCGUGAGUCACAAGGGGCCGUAUCUUGCACAUACACACUUUAACAUUGUCUCUAAAAAUAGAUAAAAUUACCAGCAAAUGAUUGAGAAUACAACAUACAAUAAUAAGCCGACUAGAUUCAUUCAAUGAGUUUCUUUGCUUGAAAGAAUCUGCGGAGGUAGAAUAUCUGCCAGGCAGCCAGGAACAGGAGACACAGCAUCGAGAAAACUCCGAAGUAGAGGACGCGGG
Messenger RNA from Geodia barretti, 738 nucleotides. NCBI's taxonomy places the organism in Eukaryota, Metazoa, Porifera, Demospongiae, Tetractinellida, Geodiidae. The record is from the annotation of a GenBank genome assembly.